GUCUGCCCCCAUAUGAAUGGUGGUUAAACCCUCCUGAUGAAGUUAUUUUCAAACUAUAUAUUUUUAAUGUCACCAAUUCUGAAGAAUUUAUGAAUGGUACUGACAGUAAAAUUAAAGUCAAGGAAAUAGGACCCAUCACGUACAGAGAAAAACUGAUUCACACAUUUCCUGUUUUCAACGAUAAUGGUACCUUUACCUAUACGGCUAACCGAACUCCUAUAUACUUACCAGAGAUGAAUCCUAUUGACUUUCGGAACGAAACAAUAAUUAUGCCAAAUAUGGCCGUUUUGUUCAUUCCGUCAUAUUUUUAUGACGCUCCUUUCCUAGUGAAAUUUGGCAUCAACUUGAUGAUGAGAAAGUUGCAGUCUAAUCCAUUUGUGAAAACCACAGUACAAGAUUUUUUGUGGAACUCCAGUGACCCAAUUUUGGACUUAUCCCAAAAUUUAGCACCACGGCUAGUCCCUACCAAAAAUGUUGGAAUAUUAGCCAGGAUCUAUGCCGACUACACAGAUAAUGUUACUGUCAACAUAGGCCCAACGUUCGAAGAGAGAAAUUUUUUUCUAAUAGACAACUACGACGGUUCAAAAUUUUUGCCAUUCAGAGCCGGAAAAUGUGAAGACAGAGUUCAAGGAUCUUCCGAGGGUGUAAGUUAUCCUCAGAAUUUGAGGAAAAACGAUACAAUCAGAUACUUUAGGAAAACUCUUUGUAAAGUGGCCGAAUUGAAUUUUCGAGAGGAAGUAAACAAAUAUGGAGUCACAGCUUAUAAGUACGUAAUGGAUCCAUUGUCAUACAGUAGAACUUCACCAAAAUAUAAGGAUUGCUACAAGGGUCAACCUACAUUACCCAAUGGUUUGAUAGAUGUGUCACCGUGUUAUUAUGAUACUGCAAUCGGAGCUAGUUUUCCUCACUUUCUGUACGGGGAUGAAGAACUAUCACAUCACGUAGACGGAUUGGAACCGGAUAAAGAAAAGCAUGAGUCAUAUGUUAUAAUAGAACCA
Messenger RNA from Leptinotarsa decemlineata (Colorado potato beetle), 998 nucleotides. RefSeq names its product platelet glycoprotein 4. The record is from RefSeq and is a predicted model, not a curated record. Lineage: Eukaryota; Metazoa; Arthropoda; Insecta; Coleoptera; Chrysomelidae. Gene Ontology annotation, molecular function: scavenger receptor activity. Gene Ontology annotation, cellular component: membrane; cytoplasm.